Molecule: messenger RNA, 4849 nt
Organism: Anolis carolinensis (green anole)
Lineage: Eukaryota; Metazoa; Chordata; Lepidosauria; Squamata; Anolidae
Gene: abra
Product: actin binding Rho activating protein
Exons: 2
Coding region: 79-1257 (392 amino acids)
Biological process (GO): positive regulation of transcription by RNA polymerase II; positive regulation of Rho protein signal transduction
Cellular component (GO): sarcomere
Molecular function (GO): actin binding
Source: RefSeq, a predicted model, not a curated record
CCCCACCAUUCCCUCUAGUUGUUAUUUGCUACAGAAUAGUCUUUGCUAAGUGGUUUUAAAACAAGGAUAGCAAACAUUAUGCCUCCAGAAGAACACCAGACCACCACACCAGCAAAAAGGGCCAUUAAAAAGAUACGAACAGCUAGCCUUGUCAUCAGCUUGGCACGGGGUUGGCAGCAAUGGGCUACAGACCACAACACUAAGCAAGCCCAGGAGCCCAGUGGAUGGCUGCCCAAUGAGGAGACACCACCAAACUUUUCUCCCCCCAAAGUCAGUACAUUUUCCAAGAAAGAUCAACCAAAAAAAGACACAUCAUUUCCAUCCAAACAAGAAAUACCAGAAGAGAAUGAAGGACAAAGUGCAAGUGAAUCUGAUGAAGCUCUUCAGAAGCUGAACAUUAGAAGCAAAGAAGUGACCAAAACCAUUGUGAGCAAAAUCUACGAAAGAGGAAGUGGUGUCAAUAUCCUCAGUGACAAGUAUGAAAAAGACAAUGGGUGCACGGAGACGGACAGCAGUAUCAAAGAACAUAAAGACAUUGAUAAACUCCUUAAUAGCAAAAUGUCCCCAACCAGAAGGAGAAAAUGCUCUAACCUGGUAUCUGAACUGACAAAGGGAUGGAAGCAAGUGGAACAGGAGGAUAAGGCCCCAGACCAAGAAAUGCAAAAGUAUCGCAGUGAAAGUUUGGAGACUGAGGACAGUGGCUAUGGAGGAGACAUGGAGGACAGACUUGAUACAGAAAACAGUCAUCAAGAAGAAUUUAGUCCUGUAAGGAUAAAGAGGUCCACAUCAUCACAGGCAAACAGAAACAUCAAGGCUUCUAAGAAAUAUAGCCCAGUACACAAUCUAAGGGGACGAUGGCAAGAUUGGGCUGAUGAGCAUAUGAUAAUGCAAAAACUCAAUCCUUUCAGCGAGGAGUUUGACUACGAGUUGUCCAUGUCCAAACGCCUGCGCAAAGGAGACAAAGGCUACGGUCGUCCUAAAGAGGGGACAAAAACCGCAGAAAGGGCAAAGAGAGCAGAGGACCAUAUUCAUCGGGAAAUGAAAGACAUGUGCUUCAUCAUCAGGACAAUGGCCCGCCACCGUCGUGAUGGCAAGAUCCAAGUCACUUUUGGAGAUCUUUUUGACAGAUAUGUCCGCAUUUCCGAUAAGGUUGUUGGAAUACUCAUGCGGGCCAGGAAACAUGGGAUGGUGGACUUUGAAGGAGAAAUGUUGUGGCAAGGCCGUGACGACCAUGUAGUCAUAACUUUGCUGGAAUAACACCAUGGGAUAAUCUAAAGAAUACAAGCAGUUACUUUUUUAGCUAUAGAAUGAGAACAUUGACUAUUAAAAGACUUUUUUUUUUACAAAGACUAACUGAGAUGUCAAUGCACUUCUACAUGUUAUUAUCAUGGUCUUAAAUUUCCCCAGACAGCAAUGUUUGGUUGGAGUAUUCAAAAUAGAUCUGUGUAGGGGAAUGAAAUGAGCAUAUAUUUGGAAUGCAAUGAAAUUACAAAUUCACUAGUCUGUUGAAGUGGUUUUUGUCUUAGUUGAAUACAGUGUAAGCUUAUGAAGUUUAAAUGAAAUAGCAGUGGCCAAUCCAUCUGCUAGCAAAAUAAGGAAAUGAUAUUCAUAAACUUCUUCGUUUUAAUAUCAGUGUAAAUAUGUUUGAACUGGAGGUUUUUCAUGUCUUCUUCAACAUUGCUGAGCACUGGAAAUCUCUCUAUGCUAUAUAGAAUAAAUUAUGCUGCAUUUUUAUAAUAUUACUUAUUAUUUAUUAAUUUAUAUCCUGCCUCUUUUCCAGUAUUGAGAUCCAGUUAAGUAAUGUAGUUGACGAAUGAAACUACACUGGGUAUUGACCACACAUAAAUAUACAUAUUGAAUAUUUAUGAUUUCAAAAUAUAAGUAUAAUUCAGAUUUUUGCAAUUAUUUAAAAUUAUGUAUUUAUGAACUUCCUUGCUUGAAACAUGUAUCGAAUUGCCUAAACAACUUCUGAUUCAAUGUUAAAAACUACUGUACCUACAUUAAUUUUAACAUGUUGCCUUUCAAAUUGAAAGAUUAAACAUCUUCUUAUAGAAGUAAAAAAAUACUAUUUUGUGUAAACAGAAAGAGCAUGCUAACUGGAGAAUUGCCAAGCUACAUUACUAUUCACAUACAAAAGGAUGUUUGCCUAUCUGCUUGGGAUAUAAUUAAUAUCUUUCAGUCUGGUAUAAUAAUAAUAUUAAUCUGAUAACUAUUACAAGAAGUGUUUUGCAGGCAUUGCAAAAUAUGGUUUGGCACAAACAUUUAGAAUAGUGAUAUAAAACUAUAAAUUUGUAAAUUAUUUAGCAUCUACAUUAGUAGAUCUAGAAUAAGACUUCAAUUAUUUAAACUGGGGCUCCUCAAACUUUUAAAGCAGAGGCUCCUGGUCCCUCAGAUUGUUGGGGGGCCAGACUAUAGAUUGAAAAAAAAAAUCAUGAGCGAAUUCCUAAGCACAUAUCUUAUUUGUAGUUAAAAAAAACCCAUGAAAGAAUUAUACAAUAUUUACAAUGAAGAACAAUUUUAACCAACAUAAAGUUACAAGUAUUUCAAUGGGAAGUGAAAACCUGCUUUUGCCUGAUGAGAUAAUCAAUCUAAUUAGGGUUGUUGUUGUUGCUGUUGCGUGCCUUCAAAUCGUUCCAUACUUAGGGCGACCCUAAGUCUAAAGUUUAGGGAGCUGGGUGGGAGGGCCACAUCCGGCAUGCAGACCUUAUUGUUGUCUCAGCAGGCUAUGCAAUGAGUUAACUUAUAUAUAGCAUAUUUUUCUAUAUAAAGAACAGACAAUGCAGUUGUCUUCAGAAGUUGAACUGUGUAGACAAAUGAAAGCAUAUGAGCAUCAUACACAUUGAGAGAGCAGCAGGAAAAAAAUGAAUGAAUCAAAAGUUUCAUGCCCCACAGGAGGAUAUUAUUAACAGCAAGGCUAGACAACUGUGCAGAGAGGAGGCAAUUUUCAGCCAAUUGGAACCCUUUGGGGACCAUAUCAAUUGAAAAGAAAAAUUAAAAUUGUCAAAUGAUUAGAAAUCAACAUUUUUUUAAAAAUCCUUUAGAGAUAGACAUCCACAGGAAUGACCUUGGAGGCCAAAAUUUGUCCUCCUUGGGUUGACAACACAUUUCAAUAUAAAAAGAGCCUGAAACAAAAUGUUGGAGAUUUGAAACAUUUCAUUAAUAAAAGAAUAGCUAUGUCUUCUAACCUGAUGCCCCAUUUCAUUCCCCUUGUCACCACGCUACGCCCCCCCCCCCCCAACACACCCAAGUUUAUAUGGUUCUUGUGGAGCUGUCUGAGUCCACAUCAAUUUUCUUCUUAAAAUAUUCUAUGCUGAAAAUUGGGUGCAUGCUCUAAACUGGCUGUCACUUGUUUAUGGAUAGUGGAAUUAUUUUUCGCUAUAUAAACAUUGAGAUUUGCAGAGUAAUCAUUAGUAACAGAAAAAAACCUCUACUUAGGAAACACUUGCAUAUCUAAAUAAAGGCCAAGUCAAGUUUAAUGUUACAUGUAUUUAGAUUUAUUUGCUAUAUAUGACUAUUACCGUAUAGUACUUAAAAUCCAUUACAGGAUUGUUUAUAUUUAGUCUUGACCCACAAAGACAAUAAUAGUGCUGUGGAAGACCAAAGGGGAGAAAAGCCAUGUUUAAUUUAUUUACAGUUCCUUUUGUUUGUAAACACUGAAUCUACAUAUACUGUACUAGAUUCUAACAGGAGUAGAGCUAUACAAUGAGACAGAAAACAAUGCUGUGUUUUAGCCAUAUUGAGCAUGAGCAUAUUAUAGAGAGAGAACAUCUUCUUUCCCAUUACACAGCAUUAAGCAUUCUUUUGGUAAGUGUUCAAACUUCUGAAACAACUUGGUAUUAGCAACAUACUAUACAAUUAUAGUUAGUUAUUUAAGCCAAGCCAUUUGGCUUUUUAUUCCAUUUCUAGAAUAAUUUUAAAGUGCUAGAAGCAACCCGUCAAUCAAGACUUUUUCCCUCCUAAAAUAACAAAAACUACUUUAAACAUUAAUUUACAAGGUAUAUAUACAAUGUUCAUCUGGAAAAGCUGAGAUUUCAGCACAAAUUCAUUCACUGUCACACUUAACAGCAUUUUUUAUUUUUUUGUUUUGCAUAAACAUAGAAUAUAAGCUUUGAAAUAAACUGUUGAAUGAUUAUUGCCACAAUGGCUUUUCAGUUUCCCUACAAAAGUGGACAAGAGCUACUGAUUUACUAUAUUAUAACCUGUCUUUUAUCUUUUUAAGGUUUUUUUUUGUCUUGAGGUCACAGAACAGUAAGUUUGCAUAUUACACAUCUACGAUGUCUAUCUAGAGAACAUUACCCCAUUGCAUCAGAGCUGGUGCUAACUGCAGUUUACAACAUAGAUCCACUCAAAAGAAGAGAAAACAUCACACCUAUUUUUUUUUCUUUUUUUGGACAGGAGCAAUUAUUGGAGAUGAUGUGAUACAAGGCUACAACAGAACUAUAAAACAGUAUAUAUAUCAGACAUCUUAUAUGCUAUUUGGAAAAAAUGAAUCUGUUUCAUAGUCUUGGUACAUAUAAUGCCCUGCUACAACUAUGAAUUACUCGUUGCAUUAUGCUCACUUUGUCCAAUGGUCUGAUGCUUUUUUUAUGUAUCUUGACCAGUCUUUGUCCCAAGCCUGCAGAUCAUUUAACAGCAUGUGCAAAAUACUUCAAUACAAUCAAUAGGGCAGCUAUGUUUCAACUGUAAAAUGCAACAGAUGUGAAUUCUCUACAUGAAGAAAGUGGCACUGCUGAAUGCAUAUGAAUUUUUCCUGUCUGGUAAGUGACACCAUUUGACUGCUAGAAACAAUAGUCCAGACUAAUCAGUGCCAACAAAUUCUGAAUCUCUCUCCCCCCACCCCCCGCCCCAU